AUUACAAGUCUCGGCUUCAGCAUGUCUGCCGGGAGAAUCGGAAUCCUGGUAGCUCUGUCUUCCUUACAGCAGAUUCUAGGCUCUGUAGCGCUGGGGCAGCCCACCGUGCGACUGUCCCCCCCUCGCAAUGUGACGCUGCUGUCGAAGGAUUUCGGCAUGGCUUUGACAUGGCUCCCCGGCGAGGGGGCCCCACCAGAUGUGCUGUAUACUGUGAGAUACCGAAAAUGGACUCAAGUAAAGCGGUGGAAAAAGGUCCAACACUGCAGAAACAUUUCCCAAACCACCUGCAAUCUGACUUGUGUGAAAGACCUAUACAACAAAGUCAGCGCCCGUGUCAAAGCCCUGUCGGCAGGGCGCCAGUCCCCCUGGGUGGAGUCGGGAUUCAUGGAAUAUUAUUUUGAUGUGGAACUGGCUCCCCCGGCACUAGAAGUGAGCGUGUCGGAAAGUACAAUCAAUGUGGGUGCCGCUUUCCCCCUGGCUUCCUGUGUGGAGAGCACCUUUAUCGAUCUGAAGUAUGACCUGGACUUCUGGGAAGCCGGAACUGAAGACAAGCAGAUUCAGUACUGCGACAACAUGAAGUGGGACCAGAUAACAAUCAACACUCGGGAGAUCAGCGGCAAUUACUGUCUGAGUGCCAGGGCUUCUUUCCAAGUAAUCAAACUAAAACACAGCGAGUUCUCCAAGCCGGUGUGCGUGCUGUUCAAGUCCAAAGCCGUGGACUGGAAGUUCCUAGUCACCAUUGCAGUCCCAUUGCUUGUCCUGCUUUUCCUUUGCGCUGCUGCUCCGUCCAUCCUAUGUCUGUGUAAACAAGCUGCCAAGAGAGUGAAGAGGCCUCAAGCUUUGGACUUCUCCCAUUUCAGGGCUCCUGGGAUGAUCCUUGAGAAGGAGCCCAGCAAAAAGGAGUUCUUUGAGGAAGACCUCCUAGCCUGCAUGGAGAAGCCAGAAUUGGGAGGGAGAAGGAGUGGUCCUUCAGUGAGGAACAACGUAUCACUAAAUGCUUCUCUCCCCUCACUCUGGGAGGAAGAGGAGGAGGAUGACAGCAGCAGUUUCAGACCCUACACUGAAAUGCCUCGGUUCCUGAAGAGAGCUCCCAACUGCCAAGUAGCCAGCACGAGUCACCAAGGGACCCAAUCGGGUUCUGAACUGGGCGGCUCCCACCUUGAUGGAGGAUCUGUGUCUGACCUAGCAGGGUUAGGGUUCUCUCAGCCUGUUUGGAGAAGGGGCUCGGCCAAGGAGGACACCUCUGGGUUCCAAGACAGUGAGAAAUCCUUCCUUUCGGAGAGUUCCUCCUUGGGAGACUUCUCUCUCAUUGAAGCCCGAUAUCCAGCUACUAAUGGACAUGGGCAGCUUGUCUGCCAAGAAGACACCUUCCUUCAGAUGACUGUGUUGACAGAGGGGCUGAAUGGGAAGCCUCCUGAUUAUGAGCAACGCCUGCAAAUGAGACAUCCGCAUAACACCAACCAUCAGUGGCAUCCUUAUCCUGACCCAAUAGUGUGUGUUGCACUAGAAGUCAGCCAGGACUCCGACGGCUUCCCUCUUGAGGGGCAGCUUGUUUGCUUUCAGACUUUAAAGCUCGCAGAGGACGAGGGCAUCGCAAGCAACAGCGACAGCCUCACCGUGUGCUCGGAAGAAGACCCACCAUCCCUGGCCUCACUAGUAGGCGAGACUUUUGAAGCUGAGACACGGGGGAAAGGUGGCAGCUUGCAGCAAGAGAGCGAUCCAAUCUUUAAAUUCCAGGGAUAUCAGCAUGUGCGUUAUAUGCCAAGGAACUGACUGGGAUAGCGACCCUGUGGCUGGCCUGGAUCUAGGGAGCUCCAUCCAGGAGGAAAACAAGGACAAGUGUUUGUCAGACCCAAGAUUUAUGCUGCUUAUGCAUUACCACCCAUGCAUAGUGCUUUCUGCUACCGUUUGUGUUGCCUAGGGCUAGGUCUUCACUCACAGAAAGAGGUGGGUUCUUAUCACGGGGUAUCUAAUGCACGUUAGCUAUCCCUCUGGAAAAACAAGGCACUGUAGUUUUACCAUGAGGUAAGCAAAGUGAGGUCGACCCCAGGAAGGGUUAUGGUGCUAGUCUUGCCUAGCUACCUCAUGGUAACACUACAAGUGCCUUGUCUCCACUUAGAAUUUUACAGUGAGAUAAGGAUCUCGGGUUAGUUAUUGUUCAGGCUGCAUGACCUCUGUCAUGGAGGUCGGGGAAGUCAUGGAUUCAGUGACUUUCCGGGACUUCUGCAGUAGCCGGUGUGUAGAUAAAUCUCUGAUAAUUUUCAUAUGACUUUACACUGUGCCUCUUCAUAUAACCUUGUGGUGGGUCUACCCACGUGUGACCUCUGUUUUCAUGGGACUUUGUAUCAAAGCCUCAUUUAGAAACUUUGCAUUGCCCUUGGUAUAAUAUUAUAGCCCCUAAGGAUAGAAUAAGAUAGAAGAAAAAAUUCUUUUUGCUAGGAGUAGAACAAGAGCUCUCCCCCCCCUCUUAAUCAAUUGCCCUGUUGAAUGAAUGAGGUGUGGAUGAGCAAGGCAUGGAAGGCAGCACCUCCAGACAGCCUCAACUGUUGGAGAGGGGCUGGGAGCCAGACCCAAGGACAAUAAAACUUGUCAAGUGGGCUCAUUAAAGACAAGCAGACAUACCGACGGCCUCGGAGGUUAGAAGCAAGCACCUUCUUUUGGAAACACCCUCUUUGCAGCAUUGGGACAACACUCAAAAGAAAGCAGCACAAAGGACCAAUGAACACAGACACAGAGUUUGAAUCUGGUAUAGAUUUGCAUAAGAGGGAAGCUGCUAUAAAAGUGAGGUGUCUUGCAGAGGACCCCGGGUCUCAUCUUGUCAACAUGGGAGCAUCGAUACGGAUCGGCAGAAGCCCGGCUCCACCCGCUCCACCCCCUCCCCCAUCUAAUUCACCUGGCCAGUGAAGUUAAGGGGAGCAACUAAUUGGUAACAACAAGACGGAGUGUGUUUGUGUGUGUGUGUGAGUGUAAGUGUAAUAUAUUAGAUGCAUAUGAUACGGUGUUAAUGAAUACAUGUAUUACUAAUAAAUGUGGCAUUUUGCCUUAUUCCCCCUGAAAAGAUCCUGUGCAGUACUUUAAGUACAACAGGUGUGGCUGACCCAAGGGCCAUCCAAGCAGCUGGCCCCAGGAGCCUCAGCAAUGGCUGGCCAGGUGCAGUCAGCCCCCGCUGCCAAGCAGAGGCAGCCGUCGACCCCCAAGGUUCCCCCAGAGCAAUGGUGCCCUGGGGCCACGGAGCUGCUACGGUUUAGUCAGGGGUCUUUAUAGUAAAAGUCAUGGACAUGCCAUGAGCAAUAAACAAAUAUUCAUGACCUGUGACCUGUCCAUGACUUUUACUAUAAAGACCCCUGACUAAAUCUUAGCCUUAGUUAUUGUACUGUAAAAGACGCACACCUUUCUGUCAGUGAAGACACAACCAAAGGCUGUGUAAAACUGCCAACAAAACGCUGGCAACAUGGCAUGUUCCAAUUGUGUGUGGAUUUCAACCCAGGCCAGCACACUUCCAUUUCCCAGCUGUCAUUGUGCAGUUGCUUCCCUUGCUGGGUGGGACAAUCUAGGGUGGACAUUUGCCUCCCACAUAGACAUUUGGACACAUCAGCUUUUUGUGGGUAAAGGGAGCUUUCCUGUCAGCCUGCAGAGCUCACCCUUCGUGUUUGAACAGAGAGAACAAAAAUCAA
Messenger RNA from Malaclemys terrapin pileata, 3674 nucleotides. RefSeq names its product interferon lambda receptor 1 (gene IFNLR1). NCBI's taxonomy places the organism in Eukaryota, Metazoa, Chordata, Testudines, Emydidae. Gene Ontology annotation, molecular function: protein binding. The record is from RefSeq and is a predicted model, not a curated record. The coding region runs from base 22 to 1773 and encodes 583 amino acids. The transcript is spliced from 7 exons.